Malurus melanocephalus (red-backed fairy wren) is the source of this 2492-nucleotide messenger RNA. RefSeq names its product 3'-phosphoadenosine 5'-phosphosulfate synthase 2 (gene PAPSS2). Bases 64 to 1893 code for a protein of 609 amino acids. Gene Ontology annotation, molecular function: sulfate adenylyltransferase (ATP) activity; adenylylsulfate kinase activity; ATP binding. The record is from RefSeq and is a predicted model, not a curated record. Gene Ontology annotation, biological process: sulfate assimilation; 3'-phosphoadenosine 5'-phosphosulfate biosynthetic process. The transcript has 12 exons. NCBI's taxonomy places the organism in Eukaryota, Metazoa, Chordata, Aves, Passeriformes, Maluridae.
GCCGCGCUACGUGUCCCGCAGCCCUUAUAGCCCCGGCGCGCCCGGCCCCGCCAACGCCGCACCAUGUCGAGCCACGAGCAGACGGGAUCCACCAACGUGGUUUACCAAGCCCAUCAUGUCAGCAGGAGCAAGAGAGGCCAAGUUGUCGGCACCAGGGGAGGAUUCCGAGGCUGCACGGUUUGGCUCACAGGCCUUUCAGGAGCUGGCAAGACAACCAUUGGCUUUGCUCUGGAAGAGUACCUGGUGGCUCAUGGCAUCCCCUGCUACUCCCUGGACGGUGACAACGUGCGUCAUGGGCUGAACAAGAACCUGGGUUUCUCGGCGCAGGACCGCGAGGAGAACAUCCGCCGCAUCGCCGAGGUGGCGCGGCUCUUCGCCGACGCGGGGCUCGUCUGCAUCACCAGCUUCAUCUCCCCCUUCACAAAGGAUCGUCRGAACGCACGGAAAAUUCAUGAGGCAGCUGGACUUCCUUUCUUUGAAAUCUUUGUAGAUGCUCCUCUAAAUAUUUGUGAAAGCAGAGAUGUGAAGGGCCUGUACAAAAAGGCAAGAGCUGGAGAGAUCAAAGGAUUCACGGGCAUUGACUCGGACUAUGAGAAGCCCGAAGCUCCUGAGCUGGUGCUGAAAACAAACACUGCCUCGGUGUCUGAAUGUAUCCAGCAGGUCGUGGAGCUCCUCCAAGCACAGAACAUCGUGCCCCACGGCUCCAUCAGGGAUGUUCUGGAGCUCUUUGUGCCUGAGAAUAAACUCAGCAGCGUCCGGGCUGAGGCGGAGAAGCUGCCAGCCGUGGAGAUCACCAAGCUGGACCUGCAGUGGGUGCAGGUGCUGAGCGAAGGCUGGGCCACCCCCCUGACAGGAUUCAUGCGGGAAGCUGAGUACCUGCAAGUGCUGCACUUUGGCACCCUGCUCACCGACGGCGUGGUGAAUCUGAGCAUCCCGAUCGUGCUGCCSGUGAGCUCGGAGGACAAGCAGCGGCUGGAGGGCAUCGCGGCGCUGGCGCUCAGCUUCCAGGGCCGCCGGGUCGCGGUGCUGCGCAGCCCCGAGUUCUUCCCGCACAGGAAGGAGGAGCGCUGCGCCCGCGUCUGGGGAACCACCUGCCCCCGCCACCCGCACAUCCAGAUGGUGAUGGAGAGUGGGGACUGGCUGGUYGGGGGAGACCUGCAGGUGCUGGAGAGGAUCCAGUGGAACGACGGGCUGGACCAGUACCGCCUGAGCCCACGGGCUCUCAAGGAGAAGUUCAGGGAGAUGAACGCUGAUGCCGUCUUCGCCUUCCAGCUGCGCAACCCGGUGCACAACGGGCACGCGCUGCUGAUGCAGGACACGCGGCGCCAGCUCCUGGAGAGGGGCUACAAGAACCCUGUGCUCCUUCUGCACCCCCUGGGCGGCUGGACCAAGGACGAUGAUGUCCCUCUGGAGUGGCGCAUGAAGCAGCACGCGGCCGUGCUGGAGGAGCAAGUCCUGGACCCCAAGUCCACCAUCGUGGCCAUCUUCCCCUCUCCCAUGCUCUACGCCGGCCCCACGGAGGUGCAGUGGCACUGCCGGGCCCGGAUGGUGGCGGGGGCCAAUUUCUACAUCGUGGGACGUGACCCGGCGGGAAUGCCGCACCCCGACACCAAGCAGGACCUGUACGAGCCCUCGCACGGUGGGAAGGUGCUGAGCAUGGCCCCCGGCCUCACCUCCGUGGAGAUCCUCCCCUUCCGCGUGGCCGCCUACAACAAACUCCGGAAAGCCAUGGAUUUCUACGACCCCGCCCGGCAUGACGACUUUGACUUCAUCUCAGGGACGCGCAUGAGGAAGCUUGCUCGGGAAGGGGAGAACCCCCCAGAUGGCUUCAUGGCCCCCAAAGCCUGGAAAGUCCUCACCGCCUACUACCAGUCACUGGAAAAGAARAAUUAACUCCUCCUCAUCCUCCUCCUGCCCAGAAAUAGCUGUAUUAAGAGUGAGCAAUGAUUGAUUGAUUCCCUAUGACGCUGAUCACUUGGCAUUUCCAGUGCUCUGACAGUGGGAGUUUCCCUCCUGGGUCAGAGCGGUUUUUACCAAUCAGAAAUCCUUCGAGCCUGAUCCUUCUCCCCCUGAAGCUGCUGGGAGUGUCCCACGGAGCUGGAAGGAUGGGGAGCGGGCCCCCCAUUCCCGGGAUCGCUGUGGUGCUGCCAGGGCCACGCAGCAGCUCCCGGUGCCCCCAGAGCAGGGAGCUCGGAGCGGGAUAAAUCCUGCCCGGAGCAGAAACCAAGAAGUGUCUUUCCACGUUGUGCCUUAGACAGAUUUUGCUCGUGAACAGCAGAAGUUUUUUUAAUGCCCUUUUUUAAAAGGAUUUUUUAAAACCAGCCGUGACCACCGCCAAUUCCUCKCUGCUUCCUUCCUCCUGCUUGGCCUCUCUGGUCAAACAAAUCCCAGGCUGAGCGUUCUUGGUGCUCCACGUUCAGCCACGAGAUGGCUGAGAACGCUCUGGACAGCAAGGAGACAUCGGGRAUGCUGUCCCGGUGCUUUUAGGGAYC